This is a messenger RNA of Drosophila rhopaloa, 2856 nucleotides long. RefSeq lists its product as uncharacterized. The transcript is spliced from 10 exons. Bases 1 to 2856 code for a protein of 951 amino acids. NCBI's taxonomy places the organism in Eukaryota, Metazoa, Arthropoda, Insecta, Diptera, Drosophilidae. The record is from RefSeq and is a predicted model, not a curated record.
AUGGAUUUUGUCACAGCCCUUUCAACUAUCGGUGAUGCGAAUUCCGUGGCCUUGGAAUACGCUUUAGCGUUUAUGAAGGCCGUGUUCUUGGAUCCGGAAAAUUGGAUUGGCAAAAUGUCGCACCAAUUUGUAGGCCAGUGCUUCCGCGUUCUCGGCCUGAAUUUCAACGUUAGCGUAGAGGCCUUCAGCCAGACGCAGGAUCAUCCAUAUCGCAAUGACAACCCCAACUAUAUCUUCGAUCCGGUGCCAUUUUUGAUGGCAAAAGUGGACUCCUUUCUGUAUCAUCUGGCCCAGGUGUUGGCGAAAUCUGGUGACUUUAUGGCCGACCACAACCAAGGGACCAGAUACGAUCAGUUGACACAGCCACUGCCCUGCUAUCUGAAUCUGGUCAUGAGGUGGGUCAAGGUGGUGCACUCCAUGACCACCUCCAUGCAGCUCAGCAGCAGCACCGCCUUGGAUCGAUUCCUCUGCGAACCGCUGGCCAGAAUGUCUUUUAGCAUUCUUGGUGGACUUUCCAAAUUACUGCCCAAAUACGAACAGAAUAUUGUAGGCCUCAAGGGAAUUUGCCUAUCACUCACCAUAGACGUUCGCUAUGGCGUAUUCUAUCGGGACACCUGCGAAGUGGUUGUUGCACCCAUGCUGGACAUGUUUCGAAAGCACUACAAAACGUUCUGCGGGCCCGAAAAAGCUGCCCUGGACUUUGUCUACUGCAUCUUGACCGUUGUGAUGACAGAGAAUGAUAGCUAUAUCAAGGCCUACGCGUUCUUGGAGACCAUGAUAAAGCAGUUCGCACAUAAGGAAGAACAUGGCCAAUAUCUGCGGACCCUUACCAAUGAGCUGAUCACUGACAAAUUUCUGGUGAUGCAGUUUGGUACACUUCAGGAGAGCAAUUCCAAACCUUUGUUAUUGACAAUCCUUAAGUAUUUAAUGACUCUUCAAAGAAAUUUAGUGAGCACAGAGUGCUUUUCAUUACGUUUUCAUGAGGUUCUGCUCGAGGUUGUCCUGCGAAAGCAAUUGACAGUUGCGUCUCUGGCAGCCAAGGUGUAUAUAAAAUUAUCUCAGCGCCAGCACCAAGAACGUGACAUAGCUCAGCACAUCUUGGAGUCCUACAUAAAGAUCAGCAACCCACGAAAAACUGUCAGCUAUGCAAAGUUCCGAUCUGAACUUACACGCUACCUGAAGACACUUAUUCAGUAUUUUCCCGCGCUGCAGGAGUUUCAGUUUUACGCUUUUGUGCUUACUGCCCCAAAUGCCAUGAUUGAAUUGAGUCUUAUUGCUGCCCAAUCUCUGAGCAUUCUCUUUGAACUACGUAUGGCGGAAUACUCAACGGUGCCAGAGGCUCGUGAUCUGGUCAACGAAAUCCUACACUGCUUGCCAUAUUUUCUGCAAUCAUCUAACAAAAAUGGAACUCGACCUGUGUUCUACAGUAUUUAUGGGAUGAUCGAUUUUGAAUCUGUAGCUGAGUGUGAUGCUGAGUUACUUUUAAAUUUGGAAACCUGCUGCACAGAUAAUUUUCUAAAUGACGACACCAUCAGUGAGUCUGAGUUCUAUGGGCUCUACACGAAUAUCUCACGCUCUGUAGACGCAACAGGAAAUAUUCUGAUGCACACGACUGCCUCAAGAGCAUUGCGAGAUCAGCAAGCUCGAUUGCAGGCCGAGUUGAACACCACCGACUUGGAGGAUCCUAAAAGGCAGGAGCUUUUGGAGGUAUAUGCCCUAAGCAUUCGUCGCCUACAUGCGCUCCUAAUGGCCAAUAAGAUGCACGUUCGUUAUGUGACGGACUUUUACGAGACACUUGCCAAAUUUGUGCUGGAAACACCUUCACUUAAUAACAGUAUAACUCUUUAUGGCUCCGAAAGUUUGGCUACGCUGUUAGUCCUUCUGCACAGAAACCUCAAGGAUGCGGACGACGAAAUGGGCAUCCAGAUAUCAACUCUAGCACAGCAGCUACAAGACUUUUGCAUUUUUGAAUUGUCAAACGCCAAUCAGGACUUAAAGCGAUCCAAGUUUAUGUUCUGUUCUAUUCUGACAUUGCAUAUCGGCCAGAUAUCAUGUUUAAACCUUGAUUCUGCUACCUAUGACAUGCUUUUGGAAGCAUUAACCACUGUACCCCAAGAAUGGCAGCCUGAAAGCCCUAAACUCACCAAUAGUUACUUUCGUGAGAUGCAUUUUGAGUUCCGUCAAUUAAUGCGGACAGAGCAAAUCGAAUUGCCCAGCAAUCGGACAUGGAAGGUGCUAUUGCAUUACAAAACGUAUGCAAAUUCAUUAAAAUUCCUCGACGCAGAGAUCGAGGAGCUCAUAGGUGUUCUCAUCGAAUGCCGUGUGGAAAGCUAUGUCCAUUUCCUCCCAGUUAUUAUCAUGCACCUUUUCAAUGAGAUCAAUGCCAAGAAGCGGGCUUCACCUGCUUUAACUGCCCACCUGCAGCUCAUCGACAAAAACUGCACCGCUGUGGACUCUUGGUUGCUGCGGCUUAUCAUCUUUCAGACUUCACUUAAUCUCUUGAUUAAAAACAUGCGCGUUCGGCGAUUGGAGGCGACCAGUUCACGUGAUCGGAAUCGUCUUCUGCCGCUUCAGCAUGUCCUGACUCUGGUGGCCGAUUUGCGUUUUCAGGAGAAACACAUCAUGAACAUGGCUAAAAUGGUGCACAUUUUAAAGGAGGAGGUAAUUGGAACUCAGGAGAAUUCGGAAAUUGAAAGUUUCAUCACUCGUAUCAGUGCAUUUAAAUAUCGAGUCGAGGACGAACAUUUGGAAGCUAUCAAUAACGAUGAUUUUGAAGGUAAACUGAGAGCUUUGCCGCCUGGGCCACUAAACCUUUGGCAGCACAAUGCUUUACAUGAAUUAAGACAUUCAUCUUAA